Molecule: messenger RNA, 723 nt
Organism: Entrophospora candida
Lineage: Eukaryota; Fungi; Glomeromycota; Glomeromycetes; Entrophosporales; Entrophosporaceae
Source: the annotation of a GenBank genome assembly
AUGGGUCUUUGUUUAUCUGCCGAAGAAAAAGAAUCAAGAAUACGAAGCUACCAAAUUGAUAAACAGCUUGAAGAAGAUAGUCGAAAAUUCAAAAAAGAAUGUAAAAUUCUUCUGUUAGGUUCUGGAGAAUCAGGAAAAUCUACAAUUGUAAAACAGAUGAAGAUAAUACAUCAAAAUGGAUACACAAAAGAAGAACUAGCACAUUAUCGUAUAACGAUAUAUAAGAAUCUUAUAGAUUCUGCACAAGCAAUAGUUUACGCUAUGAGAAAAUUUCGUUUAGAAUCUCGAAAACCUAUAAAUAGGGUUUACGCAGAAAAAAUAUUAGAAUAUUAUGUAGAAUCAGAUCCGAACUUUCAACUAAAUCCAGAGAUAGUUGAAGCAAUCAAUUCAAUAUGGAAUGAUCCAAUAAUAUCAGAAGUGUUAGAUAAACAAAAUCAUUUCUAUUUAAUGGAUUCUGCUCCUUACUUUUUUGAAGAAGUAAGGAGGAUUGGAGCCCAAGGUUAUAUCCCAAAUGAGACAGAUGUUUUACGUGCAAGAACAAAGACCACAGGAAUAAUGGAAACGAGGUUUAAUAUGGGUCAAUUAAGCAUACAUAUGUUUGAUGUGGGAGGUCAAAGAUCAGAAAGAAAAAAAUGGAUUCAUUGUUUUGAAGCAGUCACAUCAAUCAUUUUUUGUGUUGCGCUUAGUGAAUAUGAUCAAGUUUUACUAGAAGAAUCUGGACAG